UUAAAACUUGGUUUGUGAAAGAUAUGCCAGUUUUGGCAUCAUAAUUUCUUCAUAAUUCGUAUGAGUUUGUCUUUCUCCUCUCCUUUUUUUUUCUUUCUCUCUUUUAUUUUGUGUGUUGGGAAAUGAAUGUUUCUGAGUUGUUCAAAGAAAGUAUGACAUUGCUUCUGUUGGUCUCGUGAUUCUGAUGCAGAAUCAGAAUCAUGGCUACUUUAAGGGAUACUGAAGGGUCUCCAUCUCCAACACACCUAGGCAUCAGAGCUACUUUGUCAUUUUCCUAGUGACUUCUCUCUUAUAUGAGCAUAACCUUUGCUUGCUUCUAAUGUUGAAGUUAAAGAAACCAAUGCAACUCCUCUUUCCCUUUUAAGCCUUUGAUCACAUUCACUUCUCAGUCCAACCUUACCUGGCUUUCUGCAACCAGAUCUUGAAAGGUACUUUCUUGGCUGAAUAUCCUGAAAUGGGAGACCCUGCAGACCAAUCCUCAUCAAAUCCUGCGACUGAAUUGCGUGGGGAUGAAUUCUGGCCACUUUCAGGGAAACCUUUCUUUGACAUCAUACUCACAAAAUCACAUGUGAACCCCAAAUGUCAAAUGUCAAUCCCAUCCAAGAUACAUCCACUACUACCAUCCUGUUCAGUCCCUAUAGUUCUCACAUUUGCGGGCAGGACUUGGGAAAUGACAUGCAAUGCAGCCAAAAAGACCUCACAAGUACGUGUGGAUUCACUGUCAUGGAAAGCAUUCGUCGACGACAACAAUCUGAAGGUCGGAGAUGGGUGUGUGUUUGAACUCAUGGAGUGCAGCAGCACGAAGCUGAUGUUUAGAGUCCAAAUUCUCAGAGGUGACAUCCCGGCUGAACUUGUAGACAAGUACAGCGGUGAGGAUGCAGCGAACCCCUUUGUGAUUUAAAUUUGAGGGCAUUGCCAGUAUAAUUUGAAUUGCGGAUUGUGAUUCAAUAAUCUAUCUUAUCUUACUUUGGAGUUAAAACUCUGUUAGAGCCUUUUAUUGUGCUACCCUUGAACCUUGACAAAUGACAACUGUGUUCAUGUGUGGGCAUAUGAUUUCUCUUGUGUGACUACCAACAUUAACUUUCAAUAACCUAUCU
Fragaria vesca subsp. vesca is the source of this 1097-nucleotide messenger RNA. Its product is annotated as B3 domain-containing protein Os04g0386900-like. The transcript is spliced from 3 exons. The record is from RefSeq and is a predicted model, not a curated record. NCBI's taxonomy places the organism in Eukaryota, Viridiplantae, Streptophyta, Magnoliopsida, Rosales, Rosaceae. Gene Ontology annotation, molecular function: DNA binding. The coding region runs from base 455 to 901 and encodes 148 amino acids.